Messenger RNA from Panthera uncia (snow leopard), 2677 nucleotides. RefSeq names its product solute carrier family 9 member A4 (gene SLC9A4). The transcript is spliced from 13 exons. Gene Ontology annotation, molecular function: sodium:proton antiporter activity. Bases 1 to 2394 code for a protein of 797 amino acids. NCBI's taxonomy places the organism in Eukaryota, Metazoa, Chordata, Mammalia, Carnivora, Felidae. Gene Ontology annotation, biological process: proton transmembrane transport; sodium ion transport; regulation of pH. Gene Ontology annotation, cellular component: membrane. The record is from RefSeq and is a predicted model, not a curated record.
AUGGGUUUUCAAGUGUUUGUGCCUUUCAGUCCCUGGAGCUGGUUGCUAUUGCUGGUGGCCCUCAAGUGUCCUGAAGCAUCUUCUGAUUUGAACGAAUCCACAAAUUCCACUGCCCAGCGUGAACCUAACGUUCGGUUUGCUGCUGCAGGCUCAGAGCCAGAUGAGAAGAUAUCUGUUUUUGCACUGGAUUAUGACUAUGUGCAAAUUCCUUAUGAGGUCACCCUCUGGAUACUUCUAGCAUCCCUUGCAAAAAUAGGCUUCCAUCUUUACCACAGACUGCCAGGCCUUAUGCCAGAAAGCUGCCUCCUCAUCAUCGUUGGGGCUCUGGUGGGCGCCAUCAUCUUUGGCACUGACCAUAAAUCUCCUCCUGUCAUGGAUUCAAGCAUCUACUUCCUGUAUCUCCUUCCACCCAUUGUCCUGGAGGGUGGUUACUUCAUGCCCACCCGGCCCUUCUUUGAGAACAUUGGCUCCAUUUUGUGGUGGGCAGGCCUGGGGGCCCUGAUCAAUGCUUUUGGCAUUGGCCUCUCCCUCUACCUCAUCUGCCAGAUCAAAGCCUUUGGCCUCAGUGAUGUCAACCUGCUUCAGAACCUGCUGUUUGGUAGCCUGAUCUCGGCUGUGGACCCUGUGGCCGUGCUGGCUGUGUUCGAGGAGGCACGUGUGAACGAGCCGCUCUACAUGAUGAUCUUCGGGGAGGCCCUUCUCAAUGACGGCAUUAGUGUGGUCUUAUACAAUAUAUUAAUUGCCUUCACAAAGAUGCAUAAAUUUGAAGACAUUGAGCCCGUCGACAUUUUGGCUGGAUGUGCCCGAUUCGUUAUUGUGGGGGUUGGGGGCGUCUUUUUUGGUGUCAUUUUUGGGUUCAUUUCUGCGUUUAUCACACGUUUCACUCAGAAUAUCUCUGCAAUCGAACCACUCAUCGUCUUCAUGUUCAGCUACCUGUCUUACUUAGCCGCCGAGACACUCUACCUCUCUGGCAUCCUGGCGAUCACGGCCUGCGCGGUAACAAUGAAGAAGUAUGUAGAGGAAAACGUGUCUCAGACGUCCUACACGACCAUCAAGUAUUUCAUGAAGAUGCUGAGCAGCGUCAGCGAGACCCUGAUCUUCAUCUUCAUGGGCGUAUCCACCGUUGGAAAGAACCACGAAUGGAACUGGGCCUUCAUCUGUUUCACCCUGGUCUUCUGCCAGAUCUGGAGAGCCAUUAGCGUAUUUGCUCUCUUCUAUGUCAGUAACCAGUUUCGGACUUUCCCCUUCUCCAUCAAGGACCAGUGCAUAAUUUUCUACAGUGGUGUCCGAGGAGCUGGAAGUUUUUCACUUGCAUUUUUGCUGCCUCUGUCUCUUUUUCCUAGGAAGAAAAUGUUUGUCACUGCUACUCUUGUAGUUAUAUAUUUUACUGUAUUUAUUCAGGGAAUUACAAUUGGCCCACUGGUCAGGUACCUGGAUGUUAAAAAGACCAAUAAAAAAGAAUCCAUCAACGAAGAGCUUCAUAUUCGCCUGAUGGAUCACCUGAAAGCUGGAAUUGAAGAUGUGUGUGGGCACUGGAGCCACUACCAAGUGAGAGACAAGUUUAAGAAGUUUGAUCACAGAUAUUUACGGAAAAUCCUAAUCCGAAAGAACCAGCCCAAAUCAAGCAUUGUCUCUUUGUACAAGAAGCUGGAAAUGAAGCAAGCUAUUGAGAUGGUAGAAACUGGGAUCCUCAGUACCGCAGCCUUUUCCAGUCUCACAGAGUGCCCAAGGAUACACAGAAUCAAAAGGCUUUCCCCUGAAGACGUGGAAUCCAUGAGAGACAUCCUGACACGCAAUAUGUACCAAGUUCGACAAAGGACCUUGUCCUACAACAAAUACAACCUCAAACCCCAAACGAGCGAGAAGCAGGCUAAAGAGAUUCUGAUCCGCCGCCAGAAUACCUUAAGGGAGAGCAUGAGGAAAGGCCACAGCCUGCCAUGGGGAAAGCCGGGUGGUACCAAAAACAUUCGUUACCUCUCCUUUCCCUAUGGCCACCCUCAGCCGGCAGGAAGAGACACGAGGGUUGCUGAACUCACAGACAAUGACAGCAGCGAUUCAGAACUCCCAUCCAUCAUGUUCAAAGCACACUCUCGAGCAGGGAUACUUCAGGAAAGACGGCUGACGCAAGAGAUAAUCCCAAUGAAGAGCUUACCCGGAGGAGGGAAACCAUCCCACUUCGGUUAUCAGAGAAACACCAGCCAAGAAGAGCAUGAUGGAAGAGGCAGAAGGGAGGCGCUACGGCCCAAACCGCUGUUCCACGCGGUAGAUGAGGAGUUUGAAUCUGGAGAGGACAGUGGAGAGGAGACCUCAGCAGUCAGAUCCAGAUGGUCAGGGGAGCACAGACCCACUAGGCAACAUCACAGGUCCCACAGUCCUUUGCUCCAAAGAAAAUAGUUUCAUCAUCCACACAGUAGUCUCCAUGUAUUUCAAGAGUCCAUUUUCCUAUUGUUGUGGAAGAAGGAGUUUUAGAGUUACGAAGAGAGCUACUGAGUUUAUUUUUUGGAGCCUAUGAGCCAUACAUGUAUAAGAGGCACGGAGAUUUUUUUGGAGAAAAACGUGGAACAAACUUGCAGGCUCUGCUGUAUUCUUAGCUGGUGUACUUUGUAGAUGAAGUCCCCAAGGGUGAUAAAUGUUAAUCAUCACAGGAAUUAUUACUAAAAUUCCUAAAAGUCUGUGA